This is a messenger RNA of Beta vulgaris subsp. vulgaris (sugar beet), 1023 nucleotides long. RefSeq names its product protein CURVATURE THYLAKOID 1B, chloroplastic. The transcript has 6 exons. Gene Ontology annotation, cellular component: chloroplast thylakoid membrane; thylakoid. Lineage: Eukaryota; Viridiplantae; Streptophyta; Magnoliopsida; Caryophyllales; Amaranthaceae. The coding region runs from base 209 to 790 and encodes 193 amino acids. The record is from RefSeq and is a predicted model, not a curated record.
AUCAAUUGCAUCUCCACCUUUCACUCCCAACAAAAAAUCAAGAAUUCCCUUUCUAUUUUCACCAAUCACUUAAAAAAAUUGUUGAAAUUAAAUCAAGACUAUUAAUAAUCAUUUAUGUUCUUUUUUAUUCUACUUAGCAGUUGUUUGUGUGGCCUAACAAACUUUUUGUACAUUCUGUGACAAAAGUGUAGGAGUAAUUUAGCUAAUAAUGGCCACCACCGCCACUAAUGCACUCUCCCUCUCCUCUUCCUCCACCCUUGUCGAUGCCAAGGCGGCUCUCCGACAGCCUGCUUCCGCCUCGCCGCAAUGUGUCACUCUUCCCACCCUACCUCCACCGCCUGUCCAAUCCCAAGGCCGUGUCUCUAGGACUACUACUUACUGUCGGAAGAUUGCCAGGAACGUUGUUGCCAUGGCCACAGGGGAAGCCCAAGUAGCAGCAGCACCAGCAGUAGCACCAGCGACAACACCAGAAUCUACUGAUGAAACUUCUUCAGCAGUUGAUAGUCUUGACACAUCAGAGAUUGUGAAAACUAUCCAAGAAGCUUGGGACAAAGUUGAAGACAAGUAUGCAGUGAGCACACUUGCUGCAGCAGGGGCUGUUGCUCUUUGGGGUUCUACUGGCAUGAUCAGUGCAAUUGACAGGCUUCCUUUGAUCCCUGGUGUUCUUGAGCUCGUAGGCAUUGGUUACACAGGGUGGUUUGCAUACCGGAAUUUAGUCUUCAAGCCAGAGAGGGAAGCUUUGAUAAAGAAAAUCAAGGACACAUACAAGGAUAUAAUUGGGAGCAGUUAAAAAGAAAUGAAAGAAGGUAGUAUGAAAUUUGGGGAUGCCCAAAAGAGUUGAACAGAGAUUCUGCAGUUAUUUUCUGCAUUUGAAAUGGAAAAUCCUACUUCUCUUUUGUUCUCAUAUAUUUCCCCUAACAUUAAGUAAAUUAUUCUUGUAAUUUACUCUCUUUCCCUCUUCAAAAGACACUCUUGUACCUAUAUAUUCUUAUGAAAAAUCCUUUGCUUUGCAGCAUCACAUAA